Tigriopus californicus is the source of this 4443-nucleotide messenger RNA. RefSeq lists its product as uncharacterized. Lineage: Eukaryota; Metazoa; Arthropoda; Copepoda; Harpacticoida; Harpacticidae. The record is from RefSeq and is a predicted model, not a curated record. Gene Ontology annotation, biological process: DNA integration. The coding region runs from base 1 to 4443 and encodes 1480 amino acids. The transcript has a single exon. Gene Ontology annotation, molecular function: zinc ion binding; nucleic acid binding.
AUGCCGUUAGAGGAAUUAUCCGAUCCCCGUGACACCAUCAACGGUCUCAUCCGAUCACGACGAGCUUUCAAAGGCACAGUCACCAGGCACAAAUCCAAGGCGACCAGUAUCCUUCACCUCUAUAAAAAAGACGACGAUCCGACCCAAUUGGAACUCAUCUUGAAGAAGUGGGAGGAGGCGUUGGACAAGUACGCCAAAUCGGAUGAAGUGGUCAUGACCGAUCCCAUGGCCGAUGACAAGGACUCAGACGAACUCGAUCUUGGCGACCAUGAAACACAAUUUCUGCUCUUCCAAACGAAAGUCAUCGGGUUUCGCCGAGACUUUAACAAGUCUCAGGAACCCACACCUUCUCCACCGGCUCUUGAUGGAGACGGUAACGACGGGUCAACUCAUCGCGAUCAUGGCCUUCCUAACCUGACCAUCCAUCUACCUCAAACAAUCACCGAGGACAUCGAUCUCAGAGCAUUUCUGAAAUGGAAGCCAACGUGGGAUAAUUAUGCACGCUUGAUGUCACUUUCCCUUCGUCCUCAAUCAACUCAGAUCUCUGUUUUUUGGCAAUGCUGCUCACCUGGGUUCUUCCGAAUUGUGGAGCAUUCGAUUGGUAUCAAGGCCGAUACUGGACGGUCCGUAAAUGAAAUUAUACAAUUGAUCAUCCUUCAUCUCCGUAGCCUCAGGAAUCGCCAUAUUGACCUGAAGGAAUUCCUUUCCAUUCGCCAGAAGGACGGUCAAGAUUACUCUAGCGUUUGCAACGAAAUCAAGGAGCUUGGCGAGUACGCUGACACGGCCAAUAUAACCGAGGACCAACUCAACAUCGGGAUUUUGGUCCAAGCCAUGAAGAGCAAACGCGAUCGUGCCAAGCUGUUGGAGGAAAACCCGAAAACUUUCGAAGAUGCACGACGAUUUUUGCUCUCUUCUGAAAGUGCCAAACAAGGUGCUCGUCAGGUUGGAUUUUCUUCCACACCGGGACCCAAUUUCUCUGUCCAGGCAAACAAACAAUCGAGCUAUUCCAAGAGAAAGUCUGGUUUCCCCCACGCUAAACCCACAUCAUUACCUAAGAUAUCGGAGGUGAAGAAGGACCGUGGGACAAGUUCGUGCUUCUGUUGUGGAGGAUCCCGCCAUCCGAGACGAGAUUGCCCGGCUAAAGAGGCAAACUGCACAUCUUGCGGGAGAAAAGGUCACCUCAGUCAUCUAUGUCGAAGUAUCUCUCCGAAAUCUUCAGCCAGUAUCAAAAUCGGGACAUCUCGCAUCUGUUCCAUUGGAGCAUCAACAUCACUCCUGCCAGUCAAGCUAGACGUAGAAAACGGCUCAUCUUGCGUCGUUAAUGCAAUCCCAGACACAGGAGCGGAGAUCUCGGUCAUGGGCCUGAACAUGUUCCUAUCUUCAGGUCUGCACAUCGAUCUCCAACGGCCGAUCCGAAACCUGAUAACGGCAGUCGAUGGUUCUGUGCUUCGACAAACGGGAUCUUUCAUAGCAAAUGUGGUUGUGGACGGUCACGUGGCAGGUGACGUUUCUAUUGUUGUGUGCGAGAACGUGAAAGAUUUCUAUCUAGACUUAAAGACCUGCAAAGGUUUAAACAUAAUAAGCAAAGACUUCCCCAGACCCAUGAUUCCUCCCGCCACGACGGUCAAUAGCCUGGCAACCUCAAACAGUCCGGUCUGGUCGGAAAGAGAGGAAUGGAUCAAGUCAUUACCUGAGCAUUCCAGCGAUCCUGAGCUUUUCAAAACCAUAGAGGAGAAGCUCCAUUUGAUCUAUGCCCGAGUGUUCGACGACUCCUCUCAGUUACGCUCGAUGAUAGGUCCGAUAGUGGGAGAACCCAUGAGGAUCCGCCUGAAAGACAAUUAUAAACCUUUCGCCAUCCAUGCAGCACGCCAGAUCGCCUACUGCAUACGUGAUCUCACCUUCAAGGAGCUUCAAUAUAUGCAGGAUCGUGGGAUCAUCGCUCCGGUUGGGGACGAACCCUCCGAAUGGUGUCACCCUGUGGUCAUCGCGCCCAAGCCCAAUGGGAAAAUUCGCUUUUGCGUCGACCUGACCAAGCUGAACACCGAGGUGAUUCGGGCUACCCAUCCUACCAAGACUCCCGCCGAAGCCGUAUCCGGAUUCAACAAAGACGACGCGUAUUUCGCCAAACUGGACCUUGUGAAAGGAUAUUGGCAAAUGAGUUUACAUCCGGAUUCGCAACAUCUCACAACUUUCAUCACUCCAUUUGGUCGCUACAAAUUUCUUCGAGCACCAAUGGGCUUUAUAUCGACUGGCGACUCAUAUUCAUAUCGAGGAGACAUUGCCAUGGACGGUUUACCUAUCAAUAAAGUUAUUGAUGACAUGGGCUUAGGUCGCCCCACCUUGCCGCAACUCGUUUCACUCGUGUGCGACACACUGGAACGCUGUAACAAGCACAACUUGACCGUCAACAAGGAGAAGUCUAAGCUAUGUGCUGCGGCAAUCGACUUUGUGGGAUAUCGGGUAUCCCGGAACUCGAUUGAGGUUGAUCAACGGAAAACGUCGGCCAUCGCCGAUUUCCCCAUUCCCACCACGAUCACUGACCUUCGUUCAUUCAUGGGAUUGGUCAACCAAUUGGGCAACUUCAGUUCCUCCGUGGCGAGUGCGGCUGGGCCCCUUCGUGAUCUUCUGAAGAAGAAGAACGAGUUUGUCUGGCUUCCCGAUCAUACGCAAGCUUUCACGGCCACCAAGAAAGCAUUGGUUUCGCCACCUGUGCUGGCCAUGUUUGACCAGAAUGCCCAGACGACCCUCUUGACCGACGCAUCCAAACUUCAUGGACUGGGUUUCGCCCUCAUGCAACGCCAAAGCGACACAGAUCCAUGGCGCCUCAUCCAAUGUGGCAGCCGAUUCCUACAAGACACCGAGACCCGAUACGCAAUCGUGGAACUCGAGGCCCUAGCCAUUUGGUGGGCCAUCAACAAAUGCAAGGUUUACCUUUUGGGCUUGCCCCACUUCGUGGUCUUGACGGAUCAGAAGUCGCUCGUGUCACUUUUCAACAACUUUUCCAUUGAUGCGAUCGACAAUCCCAAGGUCCAAAAUUAUCGGACCAAACUCCUCCAGUACUCCUUCAUCGUGGAAUGGAAACGUGGUAAGGACCACUCGAUCCCAGACGCCCUCUCCCGCGCUCCCGUUUCGGAUCCGGACGAAUCCGACGUCUGCGACUUCAAUUUGGGCACCAUCAUCACUGACUCAGUUCGCCAGGUGUCCGAGGAUCUAUUGGUGGAAGACAUCCGACGUCAAGCUCGCGAGGAUGCGGACUACGGCCAAUUGCGUCACGCCAUCCUCCGUGGAUUUGAGCCUUCAUCUCUGACGCCAUAUGUGCGUUUGUUUACCAAACAGAAGCGUGAGCUCUCGCUCGACGGCGAAUUGAUCCUUCGCGGCUGCCAGCUGGUCAUCCCUCGCUCAGCUGUCAAAGACGUUCUUCGUCGCCUACACUCGUCUCACCAGGGAGUGGAGAAGACAAAGCGACGCGCACGCCAGGCGGUGUUCUGGCCAGGCUACACAAACGACAUCACCACCACAGUGGAGACAUGUGAGAAAUGUCAAUAUUAUUGUCCGAGUCCCUUGCCAGAACCUCUCGUUCAAGAACCCCUUCCCUCCCGCCCAUUUGAGAUAGUGACGAGCGACUUGUUCCAGUUCGGUAGUCACCAUUUUCUUGUAUACGCGGACCGACUUUCGGGGUACCCCCUCCUUUCACGAUUCCCGUCCAACCCGUCCUCGUCCGAUCUCAUCCAUGAAUUUCGGAUUUUCUUCUCCCUUAUGGGCGCACCCAACAUUCUUCGGACCGACAACGGACCCCAGUAUCGCUCCAGACUCUUUGUCGACUUUCUCACUGAGUGGGGUGUAAAAUGGACUCCUUCUUCCCCCCAUCAUCCCCAAUCCAACGGCCAUGCCGAAGUCACAGUCAAGAUCAUUAAGCAUCUUGUGGCCAAACAUGACGGUAAUAUCAACAGCGACAAUUUUCAUGCCGGACUCCUUGAACUCCGAAACGGACCCCGACAGGAUGGACUCUCACCCGCCCAACGUCUCUUUGGCCACCCCCUGCGAUCCCAGGUCCCAUGUCAUUGGCGAUCUUUUGCGCCGAAGUGGCAGCAGUCGGCCGAGGAAGCCGACAAACAUCGUCUGGAGAUCUCUCACAAAAGAAAAUCUUACUUCGACCGUUUUACCCGACCCAGAGAGGCAAUCCCAUCGGGCACAUCCGUCCUCGUUCAAGACCCAAACACCAAACGAUGGGAUUCUGUAGCCACUAUAGUGGGCAAACCUAAUCAUAGACGGUACCAUCUUCGUUUUCCAUCUGGACGAGUCCUAUGGCGAAACGUCAAAUUUCUUCGACGUCACCGCACCGAAUCCAGCGACCCACCCAAUCCACCCACCCACGAACCUAACGACCCCGAACCUCGAAGAAGUAUCCGAUUAUCCAAAGCCCCAGAUCGUUUAAAAUACUAG